GAAAUUAAAACUGUUAGCUAAAUUCGUGGGCAUAAAUUAGGAAAAUUCAUGUUUUAGACAUUAGAGAGGAUCUUUUGGGUAAAGAAACACAAAGAUCUAUGGAAAAAGACAGAAACACACCAACCAUAUAACUAAAUCCUGCCAGCACCAACCCCCAAAAGUUUCAUUACCACCCAACAAGAAAUCAAAAACAUCCAUAAAAUUGUCUAGAAGAAAAAAUUAAGACAAGAAUGGCGAAGGCUCUUGUGAUCAUAAACUGCAUAAUCCUAGCCAUAGGAAACUGUGGAGGUCCUCUGAUUAUGCGUCUCUACUUCAACAAUGGUGGCAAAAGGAUUUGGUUCUCUACAUUUCUUGAAACUGCUGGCUUUCCUGUUAUCUUCAUCCCUUUGCUCUUCUCUUACAUUCACCGGCGCAGAAACAACAAUGGUGGCGAAAAUGCAACAAGUUUCUUUCUUAUCAAACCGCGUCUUCUUGGCGCGGCUAUUGUCAUAGGCAUUCUCUCUGGCUUUGAUAAUUACUUGUAUGCAUAUGGUAUAGCAUAUCUCCCUGUUUCAACGGCUGCUCUCAUCAUUGCUUCACAGUUAGCUUUUAUAGCUAUCUUCUCAUUCUUCAUGGUUAAACAUAAGUUUACUCCUUUUACCAUUAAUGCUGUUGUGUUGUUGACUGUUGGAGCUGCGGUAUUGGGAAUGCAUACCGAAACUGAUAGGCCCGUUCAUGAGACCCACAAGCAAUACGUUAUUGGGUUCUUGGUGACCGUGGCUGCAGCUGUUGUGUAUGCUUUUAUCUUGCCAUUAGUGGAACUUGCUUACCAGAAAGCUAAGCAACCCUUGAGCUAUACGCUCGUUCUCGAGGUCCAGAUGAUUUUGUGCUUCCUUGCUUCUAUUGUCAGCCUCAUUGGUAUGUCCAUCGCUGGUGAUUUCAAGGCCCUACCAAAAGAAGCAAAAGAGUUCAAGCUUGGAGAGGCACUGUUCUAUGUUGUGGCUGUGUUUUCGGCUAUAAUAUGGCAAGGCUUCUUCUUGGGAGCCAUUGGAUUAAUCUUCUGCACAUCUUCUCUCGUCUCGGGUAUCAUGAUAUCAGUCCUUUUGCCCAUCACGGAGGUUUUAGCUGUUAUAUUUUACCAUGAAAAGUUUCAAGCAGAGAAGGGACUCUCUCUUGCUCUCUCCCUUUGGGGUUUUGUCUCUUACUUUUAUGGUGAGAUAAAGUCUGACAACGAUAAAAAGAGGAUUCAGCAGGAGGAGAGUCAGGAGACAGAACGGUCUUCUUUGUCAUCAAGAACCAUUAGUGAGUGUUAAAACUAAACGAAUCAUAGAUUAUUUCAAAAACAUUAUAGUACUCAUAUCAGCCCUGUAGUUAGAUCAGACAGAGGAUGUUUUAAUAACUUGUGGAACAACGCCAAAAACACAACUCUUGAGUUUUUUUUUUUUUUUUUCCUUUUUUUUAUCAGCUGUACUUGUGGAUGUCUCUUAUUAUUCACAUCAAAUGGGUUUGUGAUAAAAUAUGAAGUCAAAAUCAUGACCCUUGCCCUUUCUGUUAUGCUGUUGAACUGUACGUUUUUCCAGCAAUAGAUGAAAUUAGUCUU
This is a messenger RNA of Camelina sativa (false flax), 1579 nucleotides long. Its product is annotated as purine permease 3. Lineage: Eukaryota; Viridiplantae; Streptophyta; Magnoliopsida; Brassicales; Brassicaceae. Gene Ontology annotation, molecular function: purine nucleoside transmembrane transporter activity. The record is from RefSeq and is a predicted model, not a curated record. Gene Ontology annotation, cellular component: membrane.